Messenger RNA from Condylura cristata (star-nosed mole), 933 nucleotides. Its product is annotated as olfactory receptor 2A5-like. The transcript has a single exon. The record is from RefSeq and is a predicted model, not a curated record. Gene Ontology annotation, cellular component: membrane. Gene Ontology annotation, molecular function: olfactory receptor activity; G protein-coupled receptor activity. NCBI's taxonomy places the organism in Eukaryota, Metazoa, Chordata, Mammalia, Eulipotyphla, Talpidae. Gene Ontology annotation, biological process: G protein-coupled receptor signaling pathway. Bases 1 to 933 code for a protein of 310 amino acids.
AUGGGGGUUAAUCAGUCCUGGUUCCCAGAGUUCAUCCUGGUGGGGUUCCACCUCAGCACACAGAAGGAAAUUCUCCUCUGUGGUGUCUUCUCCCUGCUGUAUGUCUCCAACCUGCUGGCGAACAGCAUGAUCUUGGGGCUCAUCUGGCUGGACGUCAGGCUGCACACCCCCAUGUACUUCUUCCUUUCGCAUCUGGCCGUCAUUGACAUGUCCUAUGCCACUGGCAAUUUGCCCAACAUAUUUAAAAACCUAGUGAAACACCAAAAAACCAUCUCCUAUGUCUCAUGUGCUGCACAAUUGUUUUUGUAUUUGGCUUUUGCUUGUACAGAGGCCAUGAUUUUGGUGGUUAUGUCCUAUGACAGGUACGUGGCCAUCUGCCAUCCUCUCCACUACACGGUCGUCAUGACCUGGAGACUGUGCACGGUGCUGGCCAUCACUUCCUGGAUAUGUGGCUUUUUACUGGCCCUAGGAAAUCUAAUUCUCUUUCUGAAAUUGCCCUUCUGUGGGCUCCAGGAAGUGAACCACAUCUUCUGUGAAAUCCUAGCUGUCCUCAAAGUGGCUUGUGGGGACACUUGGAUCAACAAACUUUUCGUCCUUUCUUCUGGUACAUUUAUCUUAGUGGGGCCCCUGUCCUUGAUGCUGGUCUCCUAUGUGCGCAUCCUGUUGGCCAUCCUGAGGAUCAAGUCAAAGGAGGGCCGCAGCAAGGCCUUCUCCACCUGCUCCUCCCACCUCUGUGUGGUUGGGUUCUACUUUGGCAUCGCCAUCAUGGUGUAUGUGGCCCCGGACAAUGGCCACAGAGAUGAGCAGAAGAAAGUCCUUUCCCUGUUUUACACCCUCUUCAACCCAUUGCUGAACCCCCUCAUCUACAGUCUGAGGAAUGCCCAAAUGAAGGCUGCCUUCAGCAGAGCAGUGCAGAAAAGGGGAUCAAUCUAA